CUGGACAGGAAUCACUCGAGGCGCAGAUCCCAGCAUCAUGUGGAAGCCUGGAACGAAAGCACCGCCGCCGCGGGGCUCCGUCCUGCCGAAAAAGGUGGACGCGGCACCUGUGAAGAUGGCCAUGGAUGGCGCACCCAAGGCGCCGAAGCCUGCGCUCUCGCACAAGACGCUCGCUAUGAAGUUCAUGCAGAGGAAGAACCAAGCAGCCUUGACCAAGGCUGAGGUCCAGCAAGACGAGUGGGCUGAUGCGAAGGAGGACGGGGAAUCGUCGGGGGAACUAACGUGUAUUCGAGACUUGCCCGACCCGUCCAUGGACAAAAAACUUGGACGGAGGUCAUUCGGCGGAUUCAACGGAAGCAUUGAGGACGUGCACAAGGUGCUCAAGUCGAAUAAGCGCUUUGAAGAAGCGAACGACCGGGCUCUCAAGGACGAAGUGUCCGCAGAAGAGAUGGCAGACAGGUACGUCACUGCGGACAAGGUCCAGAGGAUGUGUUGACGAUGUGGUCCAGAAUGGUGAAGUAUGCAGGGCUCCGAAAAGGCCCGGGUAACAACAACAACCGGCCUCCCAAGCGGCAGAGGAAGUAGAAAGUCGGAUGUCUCGCAUGCGAACACCCAGUCGGUGCCGUGGAUGCGCGGCAUGAUCGACGGCGAGCUCGCGCCGUCCAAGCUCCUCCGAUCUGUGGAAUACUCCACAGCUUCAACAAUUCCUGCUGCAUUAGAAGUUCAAAAAUCCUUGAAUUGAUUGGAUUGAUCCAUAUCAAUUCGGGAAAUUUUCAAAUUUUAUUAACAAUGGAUUGAUCAAAAAAAAUGGGUAUUUCUCAAGAUCGUCCACCGA
Aphanomyces invadans is the source of this 835-nucleotide messenger RNA. RefSeq lists its product as hypothetical. The transcript is spliced from 4 exons. Gene Ontology annotation, biological process: maturation of 5.8S rRNA. The record is from RefSeq and is a predicted model, not a curated record. The coding region runs from base 38 to 496 and encodes 152 amino acids. NCBI's taxonomy places the organism in Eukaryota, Oomycota, Saprolegniomycetes, Saprolegniales, Verrucalvaceae.